Molecule: messenger RNA, 594 nt
Organism: Rangifer tarandus platyrhynchus (Svalbard reindeer)
Lineage: Eukaryota; Metazoa; Chordata; Mammalia; Artiodactyla; Cervidae
Source: the annotation of a GenBank genome assembly
AUGGAGGGUGCAGGCACCGCCGACCCAGGAGCAGAGAUGGGGCGGAGUGGCGCAGCCGCAGUGGUCGUGGGAUUGUGGGUCUUGGCGACCAUGGGUGUAGCUGCCGACCCCGACGUGACAGAGCCUCAGCGCUGCCUCCUCUCACACUAUCGCUCCUUGGACCCCCGGGCGCUGCUGGCUGUCAAGGCACUGAGGGACCACUAUGAAGAAGAGAUGCUGAGCUGGGGGCCCCAAAACUGCUCGAUCCGCCAGAAGAGGAACCCUCCCCGGCCGUCGUCCUGUGCGAUGCUCCGCCGGGUGGCCCGCGACCUCGCCGACGCCCAGGCCGUGCUGAGCAGCCUGCCGAGCCCUGAGCUCUUCCCCGGCGUCGGGCAGACCCUGGAGCUGCUGGCGGCCGCGAGGCGGGACGUGGCGGCCUGCCUCGGGCUGGCCCGGCCAGGCUCCUGGAGGAGGCCCCCGCCGCGGCCCGGGAGGCGUCCCAAGACUCGCCGAGCUGACUCGCCUCGGUGCCACGAAGCCACCGUCAUCUUCCACCUCCUGCACCUGCUCGCGUGGGACCUGCGGCUGGUGGCGCACUCGGGGCCUUGUCUGUGA